Messenger RNA from Suricata suricatta (meerkat), 3954 nucleotides. RefSeq names its product peptidylprolyl isomerase E (gene PPIE). The record is from RefSeq and is a predicted model, not a curated record. Bases 16 to 921 code for a protein of 301 amino acids. Lineage: Eukaryota; Metazoa; Chordata; Mammalia; Carnivora; Herpestidae. Gene Ontology annotation, biological process: protein folding; protein peptidyl-prolyl isomerization. The transcript has 11 exons. Gene Ontology annotation, molecular function: RNA binding; peptidyl-prolyl cis-trans isomerase activity. Gene Ontology annotation, cellular component: intracellular membrane-bounded organelle.
GAGCGCGGAAGCAAGAUGGCCACCACCAAGCGUGUGCUGUACGUGGGUGGGCUGGCAGAGGAGGUGGACGACAAAGUGCUUCAUGCUGCUUUUAUCCCUUUUGGAGACAUCACAGAUAUUCAGAUUCCUCUGGAUUAUGAAACAGAAAAGCACCGAGGAUUUGCUUUUGUUGAAUUCGAGUUGGCGGAGGAUGCUGCAGCAGCUAUUGACAACAUGAAUGAAUCUGAGCUCUUUGGACGGACAAUUCGUGUCAAUUUGGCAAAGCCAAUGAGGAUUAAGGAAGGCUCCUCCAGACCCGUGUGGUCGGACGAUGACUGGUUGAAGAAGUUUUCUGGGAAGACUCUCGAAGAGAAUAAAGAGGAAGAAGGGUCGGAGCCUUCCCAGGUGGAGACCCAGGAGGGAGAGCCCGCUGUGAAAAAGGCCCGGUCAAACCCUCAGGUGUACAUGGACAUCAAGAUUGGGAACAAGCCAGCCGGCCGCAUCCAGAUGCUCCUGCGUUCAGAUGUUGUUCCCAUGACGGCAGAGAAUUUCCGAUGCCUGUGUACCCACGAGAAGGGCUUUGGCUUCAAGGGAAGUAGCUUCCACCGCAUCAUCCCACAGUUCAUGUGCCAGGGCGGCGACUUCACGAACCACAACGGCACUGGGGGCAAGUCCAUCUACGGGAAGAAAUUCGAUGAUGAGAACUUUAUCCUCAAACACACGGGACCAGGCCUGCUCUCCAUGGCCAACUCCGGCCCAAACACCAAUGGCUCCCAGUUCUUCCUGACGUGUGACAAGACGGAUUGGCUGGAUGGCAAGCACGUGGUGUUUGGGGAGGUCACAGAAGGCCUGGAAGUCUUGCGGCAGAUUGAGGCCCAGGGCAGCAAGGAUGGGAAGCCAAAGCAGAAGGUGAUCAUCGCCGACUGUGGGGAGUACGUGUGAGUCGGCGCAGUCUCGGCUCUGCCCCUGCGCAUCCGGGAGCCGUCAGCCUGGGAGCCAGCACCUGCGCGUGUCCGUCCCCUCUGCGGCGAGCAGGGGCUUGUGCUGUGGCCCUUCUCGGGGUCAGCUCGCAGCAGCUCUUCUCAGGUACGGCCUGGGCUCCCUCUGGCUCUUUGCCAGGCGUGGCCGUGGGCCCGGGAGCUGUCACAGGGGCCGCCUUCCCCACCGUGGAUGCACUGUGCGUGGCCUUUUCCGGGCCUUUGCUGCCACGGCUUCUCCUAGGCCCGCCACUGUGGCGCCCGGACGUUUCUUCUGGUAAAAUAAACCCUAGUUCUUGUACUGCCGCGUCCAGCUAGUUCUAGGAGUGGUCAGAGAUUGCGUCUGUGGCUAAGGGUCCUGCCGAAUUAGGCUGGCAAAGGGAUGGGGCAUAGCUUUUCUUUCCUCCCUUGGGUGGUUCCCUGAGAUGCCAAGUAAUACAUACUCGAGCCAGGUACCCUUGUCAGAUCAUUGUCAGGACGGUGGAAAUCAAAGAUAGUGGAGACGUUCCUGCCUUCUGCUGCCUCUGCCCCUGAACUCAUGCUGGCCAGUAUCAUAGGCAGCAAGUAUAGUUAUCACUCUCAGUGAUGCAUUUGUCCAUUUCUUCACAUUCACUCUACAGAAUUUUUUAAGUAAGCUCUGUGCCCAAUGUGGGGCUUGAACUCCCAACCCGGAGGUCAAGAGUCACAUGCUCUCAGACUGAGCCAGCUGGGUGUCCCCGGUGUACAGAAUUUUUCACACGGUAUUUUAUAACUCAUAAUGCCUUCUCUGUGCCACAUACUGUGCUUAUUUGUCUGGAGACAGGAUGUCACUCAACUACAUGCAUCUAAUCCAGCCUGCUGCCUUUUUUGUGCAUGAAGUGAUUGGAACACAGCCACAUCCAUCUGUUUAUAUAUUAUCUGUGGCUGCUUCCCUGUCACAGGGACAGAGCUGAGUAGUUGGUGACAGAUACUGUAUGAUCCCCAUGUGAGAACUCUCCAGAGAAACAGACCAAUAGGAUGUGUGUAGAUAUGUGUAUACAGAGAGAAAGAUUUAUUUUAAGGACUUGGCUUCGUGAUUGUGGGGCUUGCAAGUCAGAAAUCUGUAGGGCAGGCAAGCAGGCUGGGACCCAGGGAAGAGUUGAUGCUGCAAUUCAAGUCUGAAGGCUCUCUAGAGGCAGAAUUCCUCCUUCUGGCAACCUCAGUCUUUUCUCUCUUAAAGGCCUUCAACUGAUUGAAUGAGGCCCACCCACCUUUUGGAGGGUAAUCUGCUUUACUUUCAGCCUGUUGCUUUAAAUAUUAAUUACAUCUGAAAAGUACCUUCACAGCAGGAUCUGGACUGGUAUUUGACCAAAAACUGGCGUGGUGGCCUAACCAGGUUGAUACAUAAAAGUAAACAACACAUCCUCAAAGCCUAAAAUGUUUAUGACAUGAACCUUUGCAGAAAAAGUUUGCUGAGGGCUUAAGCAAAUGGUCCCACCCCAUGCUGAGCUCACAGUCUGGUCCCCCUAAUGCAGCCACUGCUUGGACCUCAGUUCAGGCUCACUUCUUCCAUGCUUAUUAAGGUGGCUUUCAAGCAUCCCUCACCUGCCAAAGGCCUGAGCAGGGACUGAGCCUGUGGCCACUAGGCACCUCUCUGGUUGGGUUACUAUGACCAUUCAGCAUCCAUGGGGCUGGGCUUUUUCAUCUUGAGUUGAGAUCUGGACGCGCCUGGUGCCUCCCGGCCCUGGUGACCCCAGGUAGCCCCUGUGGGGGACGAUGGCCUGCUAGCUCUUCCUCUGGCUUCUGUGUGCCCAGUGGACUCCCAGCCCUUGGCUGAGCUCCUGCUUGGGGUCUGUCUCCUUGUGGCUAGGAUGCACCACAUGGUUACCCUUGACCCUACAGAGCUCCCAAAAGAGAACUUUCCUCAAAGCACAGGCCCCCACUCUGAGGGCAAACUAUGGCCAUCACAGGUCAGUCACCAGGAAAGGAUGUGUAUAAAGGGCGUAGCACAGCCAGCUCCCAAGAGGGGACUGACUCCUGUGAUGACCUUGUUGCUUUCGAUUGUCUCCUGGUAGCACCCACAUGUGUGCCAGUGCGCCUCCCAGUGCGUUACAGAGUGUCUGCCUCUGUUAUCCCUGUAUUCAGGGCAGAGCCCUAUACAGAGGUAAACCAGGGCCUGGGUGACAGGGCUACAAAGUCCCAGAGCAGGGCAGAGCGGGGAUAGGAAGCUCAGCCUGUCUCCCCCUAGUUAAAUGGGGUCCUCAGAGGCUUACUGGGCUCUAGCCUCAGCCUGUGGCAGGGGGCCCAAGGCCCUCGGGGGAGACACAGUCAUGGCCCCUGUAAUUUAAUUGGUCUGGACCCUUUGGGGAGACCCAAGGAAACAGGGCUUUUCCCUGCCAGACAGGAGGGGCUCCAGAGCCUGGGGAGCAGUGGCCUGGCUGCCUGAUUGGGCUACUAAGAGCAUACCACCAAGCCCAUCACUUGGGAAGGCUCUAGUCCAUCGGAAUUGUACCCAGGGGUGCCCUGCGGCCUUCCUGGGUCUGCCGGGCUCCCGUCCGAGGUAGCCUCCUGGUCUGCGUGUGCACUGCUUCAGCCCCAGGACCUCAAACAGGGCUGGGUUUUGCCAGUGCAUGGACUCCUUCAGGUUGUGGCCCCAGAGUUGGUCCUGCAGCUGCUAGGGUUCCCUCUUUGACAGCAUGUCAGGCCUCGGGUGCGGCUGGCUCUGAUGUCACAGUCCCCAAAAGCCUGCAGCGACACUCCAGGAAGGGAUUGGGGACCUACUUUUUAGUUGUGAACACAGUCCUGUAGGCUGUGGGUGUUAAAAACCUAGAAAGUCAUGUUUUCAAAAAAUAUUUAUUAACAGGAAAAUUUUUACUACAUGAUAAAGUGGGAAAAGCAUCUUUCAAAGCAAUUUAUAUAAUAUGGUAUGAUCCCAAGUUUGUAAAAAUACGUAUCUGUACCAUGUAAACAUCUAUAUAUGUGUGUCCUAAGAAAAAAGCCUAGAAAUAAAUUCACCAAAAUAAUUGUUUGAGUCCUACAA